Messenger RNA from Peronospora matthiolae, 945 nucleotides. The record is from the annotation of a GenBank genome assembly. Lineage: Eukaryota; Oomycota; Peronosporomycetes; Peronosporales; Peronosporaceae.
AUGAAGACAAGGUCAAGCAGUCCGAAGCCUUUUAUGAGACCACGUCAUGCUGCACAGGAGAAUGCCGAUCGUGAGGUCGCCGGGAUACGUAAGCAGCUGGACAAGGCGGGAGAGCGGUUGGUGGCUGAAUGCGGCAAGUUGUCCCACAGCCUGGACAAGGCCAACAGCAAGAAGUCGAAGUACAAAAAAACCGGCCUCCAUUUCCAAGAGAAUCUGAGUCGUGCACUCAAACUAGUAGCUGGGCUCCAGGCCGACCAGGAAACGCUGUGUCGCGCGCUCAAGCAGGUAUCGGGGCUUCAGGCCGAGCUGGGCGAGGCGCAGGAUUCUCUAUCCGCCCGAUCCGCUAAUUGUGAUCAAUUGCGUCGCAUCAAAUCGGAUCGUGACGUUUCGUUGGACCAUAUGCGGGUUCGGGUCGCGGACGUGGCUUUAGAACGUGAUCGCGAAUUGCGAGAUAACACGACCCUUCGAGAUCGCAUGGCGUCGCUGGUGUCUGGGGAUACUUCAGCCACACCGUCGAAGGUGGGAUCGUCUACCAACACGCCCGUUCCCGCGACUCCUCAGCCGAUGUCGAACGGUUCAGGAUUGAGUCGCAAGCGAUCUCGCGAUCCCCUACCAUCGUCAACUUUGCCGCCUUUCAAGAAAGUGACUCGAUCCGGUGUGUCUAAAGCUAAGCCGUCCCCAGUAUGCGAUCCCAAGGUUGCACGAUCUGCAACUGCUAAAGCCAAGCUUUACCCAGUUUGUGAUCCCAAGCCUCCGUCCCCUAUCAAGGGGGGAAUCCGCGAUCCUGAGGGUCGUCGCGAUCUCAAUAAUCGACAUGAUCCAGCGAAGUCUGCAGCUAGCCCGAAACUGGUCAAGCAAAGGCGCCGUAGUCCGGGCUUAACCUCGUCUGAGGGAAGGGAUAAAUUGGCAGGUGAGGAUGAGACUUUAGUGGCUUUAUCCGGUUGA